Peniophora sp. CBMAI 1063 is the source of this 414-nucleotide messenger RNA. NCBI's taxonomy places the organism in Eukaryota, Fungi, Basidiomycota, Agaricomycetes, Russulales, Peniophoraceae. The record is from the annotation of a GenBank genome assembly.
AUGUGCGAGUUCCCCAAGUCCGACGGGCCCUCGCGGAGGCCUCCCCCGUCAUCCUCCCCCCCAGGCACCCCCAAGACGAGGCCAUUCAGUGCAAGGGCCACCUUGUACCGAUUUCAUAUCAAUGCUCGCUAUCAUCAACUUGCGCACGUGCAGGUUCGCCACGAGAGCCGAGAGCAAAACCACCCUCGGGCGCCACCACGCGCCAGCUGCGACCCAUUCAGGGUCGGCCGGGCCAUCAUGCUCUUGUCUAUUGUCAAGCUCUGCUCCUGCGAACUCUCGAUGGUCCGUGCCGUCUCGGAAGAUGCAGAGAUGGCAUGGUUGGCGGGUGGCCGAUCCUUCCGACACGAACCGCAGUGUGCCUCUGCGCGUGCCGAUGAGCGGCUGAUGAGAGAGGUGACUGUCAAGACUACUUGA